This is a messenger RNA of Zea mays, 1507 nucleotides long. RefSeq names its product oxysterol-binding protein-related protein 4C-like. Gene Ontology annotation, molecular function: sterol binding. The record is from RefSeq and is marked validated. The transcript has 4 exons. Gene Ontology annotation, cellular component: cytosol; membrane. The coding region runs from base 184 to 1368 and encodes 394 amino acids. NCBI's taxonomy places the organism in Eukaryota, Viridiplantae, Streptophyta, Magnoliopsida, Poales, Poaceae.
GGGCCAACACCACCAAACACCAACAGCAACACCAACAACGGCGGAGCUGCCAAAGAAAGCAAACCAGAGGAGAGAAGAGAGGAGGGGUUGGCUGGCUGGCCCUGGCCGUCGUCCGCCGGUAGCUCGUGGUCGCUCGCUCGCUCCAUCAUUCCUCCCUCUCCGCCGGCGUGCCCGCCCGCCCACAUGACGGAGUCAGAGGGCGAGGCGGAGGCGGCGCGCGCGGCCGUGCUGACGCCGCCGCUGUCGCUGGGGGCCGGCGGGCUCGCGGGGGAGCUCCGCCCGGCCAACCUCGGCCAGCGGGUGCUCAGCCUGUUCCGCAACGUCCGCCCGGGCUCCGACCUCUCCCACUUCCAGCUGCCGGCGACGUUCAACCUGCCCAAGUCGCAGCUGCAGCUGUACGGCGAGGCCGUGUACUGCGGCGGCGAGGACAUGCUGGCGCGGUGCGCGCGCGGCGCCGACAGCCUGCAGCGCAUGUGCGCCGUGGUGGCGUGGAGCAUCUCCACCACGCGGCCCCCCAUCUUCGGCUUCGCGCCCUACAACCCGGUGCUCGGGGAGACGCACCACGUCUCCACGUCCGCCGGCCUCAACGUGCUCCUGGAGCAGGUCUCGCACCGGCCGCCCGUGACGGCGCUGCACGCGACGCACGCGCGUGGGGAGGUGGAGCUGGUGUGGUGCCAGAGCCCCGCGCCGCGGUUCCACGGCGCCAGCGUGGAGGCCGCGGUGCGGGGCGCGCGGGAGCUGCGGCUGCCGCGCCACGCCGAGACGUACGCCGUCGGGUGCCCGGGCCUCGUGAUCCGCCUGCUGCCGUCGCCGGGCUGCGAGUGGGCCGGCGACGUCCGCGUCUCCUGCGCCGAGUCCGGGCUCGAGGCCACGCUCAGCUACCGCCGCAGCCGCCGCUCCUUCCUCGGCCUCGGCGGCGGCGACGCGCGCUGCGUCAGGGGCAGGGUCUUCCGCUCCGCCGCGCCCGACGACACGCUGUGCGAGGUGGACGGGUUCUGGGACCGCCAGGUCUCGCUCAGGGACGUCGCCACCGGCGAGGUCUCCGUGCUCUACGACGCACGGCAAACCAUCGCUGACCUGGCCACGCCCGUCGUGCAAGACAGAAAGGGCGUGUCCGCCUCGGAGUCCGCCGUGGUCUGGGCCGAGGUCAGCGCCGCGAUCCUGAACAAGGACUGGGAGGCGGCCAGGCAGGCGAAGCGGCGGGUGGAGGAGACGGCGAGGCGGCUCGCCAAGGAGAGGAACGAGCGGGGGGAGGUGUGGACUCCCAGCCACUUCUCGCUGUGGCAGAACAAGCACGGCGACUGGGAGUGCUGGCCGCUGGAGGACUCCGUGCCGCCGGCUCCUAUUGUCGUCCCCUCUCCUUUGUGACUCCAAGUCCACUAGCAGCAGAUCUUUGUUCACUGAUAACAUACGACGAACGAACGUGAACGUCGAAUACAUCUUUCUUCUAGCUUCGUCGCCUUGAGAAUGCUGUUAUGCAUGCAUAGUAAGAAAAAAAAUUAGUGCA